This is a messenger RNA of Ostreococcus lucimarinus CCE9901, 1017 nucleotides long. RefSeq lists its product with no specific name. The record is from RefSeq and is a predicted model, not a curated record. The transcript has a single exon. Lineage: Eukaryota; Viridiplantae; Chlorophyta; Mamiellophyceae; Mamiellales; Bathycoccaceae. The coding region runs from base 1 to 1017 and encodes 338 amino acids. Gene Ontology annotation, molecular function: diacylglycerol O-acyltransferase activity. Gene Ontology annotation, biological process: triglyceride biosynthetic process. Gene Ontology annotation, cellular component: endoplasmic reticulum membrane.
AUGAUAUACGCGUGGAUACUGAGCGCGAUAUUCGUAUAUCCCGCGUAUUGCGUGUUCGGGCCGUCGAUGUGGUUGAAGAAUUUCUUCCUGGGGUACAUCGCGUGGUACGCGACGCUCGACAGGAAGACGGCGAGCUCGGGGAAGCGUUUCGCUCGAUGGUCUCGGCGGUUACCGUUUUGGAGGAUUUUGGCGGAGUAUUUUCCGGUGCGAUUACACGUGAGCGCGAAGUUAGAUCCGAGCGGUAAUUACUUGUUCGGUUAUCAUCCGCACGGCGUCAUCGGCGUCGGCGCGUUGUUGACGUUCGCCACCGAGGCGACGGGAUUUUACGAAGCAUUUCCGGGACUCGAUUUGCGUCUUCUCACGCUGUCCAUGAACUUCAAGUUCCCGUUCACUCGCGAGGUGUUGAUGGGGCUCGGGAUCAAUAGCGUGACCAAGUCGAGCGUGGAGACGAAUCUGACGCGCGCGCCGGGGGCGUCCGUCGCCAUAGUCAUCGGCGGCGCCUCCGAAGCGUUGGACGCGCGUCCGGGCUGGGCCACGCUCACGCUCGCCAGACGCAAGGGGUUCGUAAAGAUGGCUCUUCGCACAGGAGCAUCGCUCGUGCCCGUGUUCGCGUUCGGCGAGAAUGACAUCUUCGAACAAGUGGAAAAUCCCGAAGGCGGACGAUUGAGGAAUUUCCAAAUGUACAUCAAACAACUCAUUGGCAUCACGCCGCCUGCUUUUUACGGGCGGUCGCUCAGUCGAGGCAUGUGGCGUCGAAUCUUUGGUCGCAAAGGUGUGCUUCCGAAGCGUGAGCCGAUCGAAGUCGUCGUGGGCAAUCCCAUCGCCGUGCCCAAAGUCGUCGAUCCGUCAAACGAAAUCAUCGACAAGUACCACGCCCUGUACACCGAAUCUUUGAAAGAGCUUUACGAGUUACAUCGUCGACAGUUUCAUAGACUCAAUCGCGGGGGGUCGUCGGAUGAUCUUCUGAGCGAUCUCCUGACUCGGCAAGGAAAACUGCAAAACAUGCAGUUCAAGUAG